Paramecium sonneborni is the source of this 192-nucleotide messenger RNA. Lineage: Eukaryota; Ciliophora; Oligohymenophorea; Peniculida; Parameciidae. The record is from the annotation of a GenBank genome assembly.
AUGCUAAUUUUUGAAAGAAAUUUAAUAAAACAUAUAGAAAUGAUCUUCCUCGCAUAUGAUGGUGGUUUCGGUUGUAUAGAUAAAUUGCCGAAUAAGUUAUAAAACUAUUUAUUUUUGCCUUGUAAGAAAAAAUAAUCAUCAUAUUUAUAAAGAACAGCAAAUAAGUAAUAAAAGCCCUAACAUUAAAUUUGA